AUGUCACGACUCAAUAAUGACUAUAUUUCGAGUGACGAGGCCCUUGUAAAUGCCGACGAGGGCGCGACACAGGGAUUGCCCCUGCAAAGCCUCGACCACAGAGUUCAAGAGACGGAGCAUCCUGGUUCAGGCGAAACAUUGAGACCGCGCCAUUCGUACGAGGAUGAUGAUGAACCUGACGAUGAAUAUUUCAAAAAAUCCUUUCAUGAACACGAUGAAAGAGAGAGGCUAAGCGUAAGCUCAGCCGACAGUUUUACUCUAUAUACACCAGACGAGGAAAACGAAAUCUUGCGAAUAUUCAAUCGUCGGCUGGUAGCAUUCUCUGCUCUUCUUUAUAUGCUUAGUUUUCUGGAUCGUUCUAAUAUUGGAAAUGCUCGAAUUGCCGGUCUUGCAAAUGAUCUUCAUCUCGACUCCGCCCAAUAUGAAUGGCUUCUUACGGCGUUUUACCUGACAUAUAUUACUUUCGAAUGGAUGACACUCUUAUACCGUGUUGUUCCCGCUCAUAUCUAUGUUGCCGUUUGCGUCCUCUCAUGGGGAAUUAUAGCUUCAUUACAAUCUCUCGCAACAUCCUUUGCAUUUUUGGUUUUUUUAAGAGCUCUUCUCGGUAUUGGCGAAGCUGCGUUUGCCGGUGUCCCAUUUUACCUAUCAUUCUUCUUCAAGCGCGACGAGCUUGCCCAGAAGAUUGGUCUCUUUAUAUCAGCAGCGCCCUUGGCGACCUCUUUUGCCGGAACGUUGGCUUGGGUAAUCACCAGAGCCGCGAAAAAUGGCCCCAUUGCUCCCUGGAGACUACUGUUCCUCAUUGAAGGCUUUCCGAGUGUAAUAGCCGCGGCAUUCACAUAUAUCUGCCUCCCGGACGGACCUGGAAAAGCAAAAUUCCUGAACCGCCGGCAACGAAGAAUAGCAGAAUGGAGACUCAGGCGUGAGCAGGGUUCGGAUUCUCAGGACAAGGAUGCUCACAAAGGCCCCAGCUGGGGUGAAAUUGUCCAGAUACUCAAGGACCCGAAAUGCUAUCUCCCAGCUUUGAUGGCGUUUAGCUGCAACGUUGCAUUCAGUUCUAUGCCCGUUUUCCUUCCUACCAUUCUCACAGAAAUGGGCUAUUCCUCGCUCUCCGCGCAAGGGCUCGCUGCUCCGCCAUACCUCCUCUCGUUCAUUGUCGUUUUGAUAACGUCAACUUUGUCCGAUCGUCUCCACAACCGGAGCAUUUUCAUCAUCUUCCACAGCUUCCUGAGCUUCCUCGGAUACGCUCUUAUUACUGUGGCAGGUCUGCGCGGGUGGUCGGCAGGCUGGCGAUAUGCAGCCGUGUAUCCCGCAACUAUUGGGUUCUUUUCCGCGAUAACUUGCAUUAUCGCUUGGACAAUCAAUAAUCAAGACUCCGCGGUUAAGAAGGGCAUGGGCAUGACCAUUUUGAACGUGGUUGCCCAAUGUGGGCCCCUUAUCGGAACGAGACUUUACCCAGACGAGGACGGACCGCUCUAUCUGCGCGGUAUGAGCAUCUGUGCAGGAUUCAUGCUCUUCGUUGCUCUUCUCGCAGUAACGCUACGAAUGCUGCUGCUCCGAGAGAAUCGGAAAUUAGAUGAGCAGUCCAAAGCGGACUAUAUUCCCUUAGAAGUUCAAAAUUCUACAAUGAAUGUCGGAAACUCAGGGGCUCGGACUGAAACAACGGACCGUUCGAUACCUUUAGCAAGGAGAAGCGCAUCAUUGGAUGCAAAUUACAACCACACUCCGUCGGAAUCAGGCGAGCAUUUGUUUGGGAGCCGUAAAACUCAAGAAAGGGAUUUUGCGGCGGCAGAAGAAGGCCACAUACAUAAGCGUGACGGACGGAGGGAGAGCAGGUUUCGUUAUCUUAUUUGA
Molecule: messenger RNA, 1851 nt
Organism: Xylona heveae TC161
Lineage: Eukaryota; Fungi; Ascomycota; Xylonomycetes; Xylonales; Xylonaceae
Product: MFS general substrate transporter
Exons: 5
Coding region: 1-1851 (616 amino acids)
Biological process (GO): transmembrane transport
Cellular component (GO): membrane
Molecular function (GO): transmembrane transporter activity
Source: RefSeq, a predicted model, not a curated record